GCCAGAUCGCUGAUGGGGUUGCUAGUGGGCUUGGAGCAACUUGGAGGAGAGGAGGAUGCUCUACUGUAGGAUUUAGGGGAACAGCCAAUCCCAUCCUCAGGUCCAGAAAGGCUGGGAAAAUCUUUUCCUCACUUGCAAAGAUCCAAAGAGGGGACCCCUCUUCAAAGCAAUUUCUUCCAGGGUCUCACUGCAGCUACCUCUGACCACUCCUCCUGCCCUGGGCUCCAGGACUAAGGCAGUUCCCACGCCUAUCACCCCACCCAGACCCGGCUUCUUUAUAUUUCUUUGUUUUGUUUUGGUAUCUUGCCAUGUGGCCCAGGUUGGCCUGAAAUUCACAUUCCUCCUGCCUCAGCCUCCCAUGCAUUGGCAUUACAGGCAACAGCACCAGGUUCAGCUAGCAUUGGUUUUCUUUAACUGUCCCUUCGGAGUUGUGUCUGGAAAGUUCUAGGCUAUUCACUUGUGUUGGCUCAGGUCCUCCACAAUCCCAGCCUGUCACAUGGUGGUGGGCACUUCCUUGGGGCUGAAAUGUCAACCUGACACCCAGUACCCAAGCAGCUUCUAUGAACCUCGCAUGCCACCCUGUGGACACUGGAGAACUGGCCUUCUGGAGAGGAGCCUCAGCAAAGCAAAAUGAAAGCCAGAGACCUGAAUUCAGAGAGGCCUACACCUCCUACACGCCGGCAUGCCAACCCCCGAGGGAACCAGCCUCUCAAUCUGAACCACUAUGCCACCAAGAAGAGCGUGGCAGAGAGCAUGCUGGAUGUGGCGCUCUUUAUGUCCAAUGCCACGCGGCUGAAAGUGGUGCUGGAGCAGGGGCCUUCCUUAGAGUACUACACCACCCUCAUCACCCUCAUCAGCAUCUCUCUGAUUCUGCAAGUAGUCAUUGGCAUUCUUCUCGUGGUCAUUGCCAGGCUGAACCUGAAUGAGGUAGCAAACCAAUGGCGCCUAAACCAGCUCAACAACGCUGCCACCACCCUGGUCUUCAUUACUGUGGUCAUCAACAUUUUUAUCACUGCUUUCGGGGCACACAAGACAGGCUCCAUGGCUGCCAGGACCUCCAGCAAUCCUGUUUAAUCCCUACCUAGGUCCCAGGAACCGGGUCUGGAACUGCUUCAGCCUUAGUCCCUGACCGGUGAGGCUAACUAGCACUUUCCACAGCCUACAGGAGAGCUUCAAGAGCAAUGAAGAUGCCCCUGUUUCCUGCCCACAGCACCUGAAUUCAGUUGUGCAGUUUUACUGGGUGAUGUAAUCGCGUCUUGGCCUGGAGGCCAGAGCUCAGCCUCUGCAACGGCUACCCUUUCCUCCAGCAGCAGUGAUUGGGUCUGCUAAUCAGAGUCUACAUGGCCUGCAGACUCUGCUUCCACUGCAUUCCUACCCUCUGCUCCAAGCCUCAGUUUUCCUUUCUGCAAAAUGGGAAUCUAUCUAUAAAGAUAUCUGAAAAUCCA
Molecule: messenger RNA, 1445 nt
Organism: Peromyscus maniculatus bairdii (prairie deer mouse)
Lineage: Eukaryota; Metazoa; Chordata; Mammalia; Rodentia; Cricetidae
Gene: Ninj2
Product: ninjurin 2
Biological process (GO): cell adhesion; tissue regeneration
Cellular component (GO): membrane
Source: RefSeq, a predicted model, not a curated record